AUGGCCAUGGAACGUUUCCUUGCUCGUGCCUCCGGCUUCGUGAACAAGACCGAUGUGACCCUCGAUGAGCUCGACUUGGGAUGGCUGGCUCGCAUCCGACUUGGCUUUCAGAUAUCUGCGAUUGGCCGGCAGCAGCAUUACGAAGGCUCCGGAGAGUUGGAGCUGAACCAGCAGACGUUCCGCAGCCUCAGCUUCCUGUGCGAUGCCUCGCCGAAGGCUUUCAAGGAGUUGUGGUGUCCAAUCGUCGCAACCAACGACUUGGCUGUGCCGUGGGUGGUCCAGCGGCUGAGCGAUCUCCUGGCCACAACCGCCGACACGAGCUCGAAGCUCGAAGCAGCACAGGAAAUUGCAGAUGGUCUGGCAGGCAAAAUGAUUGAUGACAGCCGUGCCCGGGCGAAGCAGCCAAAGAGCCUCUCCAAGCUACAGCAAGCACGGUUGGCGACUCGUGAGCAAGUUCAGGCCGUGCUCCAUUCGUUGGAGCUGCUGGAUGUUGAGCUGAAGCCGGGCAAUGUUGGGUACCCAAGUGCCAACCCGAAAGAAGGCACUCAGCGACGGUGUCAUGAUGGCAAGCCCUUUAUGUAUGAUGUGAACAAGGGUGAGGCUGUAUGGCUGGAGCUGGAAGAUGAUGACAGAGUCCGAAUCAUUUUGAACCCGGAUGAAGGGUCGGCGCUUUUCGCCGGUUUUCAGUUCCUGGCAAAUCUGAAGUUGCCUGUGGCUUUCCGACGUGACGAGCUGCACAAGCUGAGCAAUCACUUUCGUCGAGUGUUCAAUGCCUUGCCAGAUGACACUUUGCAGCAGCUCUUUGGGGCCGCAGUGUUGGAGGAGAAUGGCUUCUCCCCGUCGGGAGAUGAGCGCCUGGACUUCGACCGGAGAGCAUUCAGCAAGUUCCAUCAGGGCCGCUGGCUCUCGUGGGGGUUUUCCGCCCAGUCUUUCACGAGAAAGUACACGGCGACUCUCCUGGCCGUCCUGUGGACGGGCAUGGAGGAGGGCCGCAACCCGCUCGUAGAGCAGAAGAACGACCGCUCCUACGACCGUGUCCUCGACCUGUGUGUCAAGGCAGGAUCAACUGGUACGCCGCAACGGAGUGUUCAAUGUUCUGUCGUGAGGCCUUGUUGGAUGAAGAGGCUCACAGCUUGUUUCAGUCCGUGGCGGAAGUGGUGA
This is a messenger RNA of Symbiodinium sp. CCMP2592, 1161 nucleotides long. The record is from the annotation of a GenBank genome assembly. NCBI's taxonomy places the organism in Eukaryota, Dinophyceae, Suessiales, Symbiodiniaceae.